Aspergillus steynii IBT 23096 is the source of this 1809-nucleotide messenger RNA. RefSeq names its product putative COP9 subunit 3. Lineage: Eukaryota; Fungi; Ascomycota; Eurotiomycetes; Eurotiales; Aspergillaceae. Gene Ontology annotation, cellular component: COP9 signalosome. Gene Ontology annotation, biological process: ubiquitin-dependent protein catabolic process. The record is from RefSeq and is a predicted model, not a curated record. Bases 191 to 1693 code for a protein of 500 amino acids. The transcript has 6 exons.
UAAACUUACGGGAUGUUGAAUGAAUAAUCAUACUCUGGUUUGUUGUCUGAUUACGUUAACUACCUAGUUGCUUACUAGUAGAUGCUGGAGAACUCAAUCCCUUCUCUUUACACUCCAAGCUGCUUGGCUUCUGGCAACUUCACUCGGCCUUCUCAAGCAAAUCAGCUACUCAUCUUACUAACCCACAAGAAUGGCUGAAUUACUCCCUCGACUGACAUCCGUAUCCUCGCAUUCACAUGUCGCAGCGAGCUGUGAUGAAGCCUGGAGCAUCCAAAUAAAUGAUCUGAUUGCCUUUCUCAAGCAACCCAGCAACGCAUCUGCGAUCACCUCGUCCAGUGACUACCUCUUAGAUAACCUGGACCCUUCCCGGCACAGUCUAGCUUACCUAUUUGUCUUUCACCUGCAUGUUCAAUCCAUCCAGAGAACAACCAAAAGUCCCUUACCAAGCGAAAUUCUGCCUGGUGGGAGGCUGUGGCUAAACGCAGUUCAUUUCUUACGGCACUUUGAUCCUGUACAAAUCCGAUAUGCGGGCAUGGAAUGGCGCCAGCUCAUCGAGCUUGUUGCUCAAGCUGCGCAGCUAGAAUCAAAGCCACUUCUCGCAGUUUUGGUCAUCAGAGACUCGAUUUUCCGGCUUGGUAUAACCGACACAUUCACAUCCGUACACCUUUUGUUUGUUAGGUUAUCUCUUCUUGCGAAAACAUACACUCAUGCGCUGCCCAUUCUCGAUCGACAAGUCUGUCAUUUGCCUAAUCCUUCCAACCAAGGCUACCAGCAGUACCGCCACUUGAUUCCAUGUACAGAACAUGGGCACAAUGCAGCACUCGUUCCUGAAACAUCUGGAUUUUCGGCCAAGCUAGCAUAUCGAGACCACUUGAGCUAUUUCCUUUGUGGUGCAAUGGUUUAUACAGUGCUAAAAGAUUGGAACAAGGCGAUUCAUUGGUUGAGUAUAGUCAUCUCCUCUCCUGUGACAGGACCUGUCAGCAAGAUUAUGGUGGAGGCGUACAAGAAAUGGCUUCUAGUUAAUUUGCUGGGACAGGGAAAGCUAUCAUCCCCCCCUUCAGUAGUCCCUUCUCAUGUGAUGAGGGUGUACGAGGCCUUGACGAAACCGUACAUGUCAUUGGCCGAAGCUUUCGAGAAGUGCCAUUAUGAAAGAUUUCUGAGAGAAGUCGAAAUGGGUCGCACCAUUUGGCAUAUAGACAACAAUACGGGCCUUGUGUCCCAGCUGGCCCCUGCCUUUGAUAAGUUCAUCAUUCUGAGGCUUGGAAGAACCUUUUCCGCUCUCAAGAUGUCCGAUGUAGCGUGGCAGCGAUUCAGCGCCGGCCAAUUAUCUCCCAGGCAGAUAGAGGCAUUUGUUGCGUCACUUGUGAUGUCGGGGCGUGUCAGCGCUGUCUUGUUUCACCUGAGAGACAAUAUAAAUUCCACAAUGCUUCGCUUCGCUUCCAGAGGAGGGCAAGCUCUUUAUUAUGAACGCCACUUGCGGACAAAAUUAAAUUUUGAAAGCCAAUUGGUGAAAACAAUUGCGAAUGGGAUUGACCAUAGCAAGUCGGGCCUGGGAUUCAGCAAUGAACAUUUCCAGUUCCUGCACAAGAAUCAAAGAUGUGUUGAUACCCCGGCGAGGGUCGCGUUUCUUGCAGAAAGUCAAGCUGACAGUCAGAUCCAUGGUGAUGAGGAUAUUAUGGAAGACCUCCAUUAGUCUGUCCUCUCUGGUCAUUACAUCUACGCAUGCUUUUCUAAUUAUGAUUCAUGAUAACAUAUAGCCGCUUCUUGGUACGCAUAAUUAUAGUACUAGGUAGGACGUUAGAAUAAAAC